Messenger RNA from Melanotaenia boesemani (Boeseman's rainbowfish), 2177 nucleotides. It is a transcript of the gene cdt1, whose product is annotated as chromatin licensing and DNA replication factor 1. NCBI's taxonomy places the organism in Eukaryota, Metazoa, Chordata, Actinopteri, Atheriniformes, Melanotaeniidae. Gene Ontology annotation, cellular component: nucleus. Bases 96 to 1922 code for a protein of 608 amino acids. The transcript has 8 exons. Gene Ontology annotation, biological process: DNA replication checkpoint signaling; mitotic cell cycle; regulation of DNA-templated DNA replication initiation. Gene Ontology annotation, molecular function: DNA polymerase binding; DNA binding. The record is from RefSeq and is a predicted model, not a curated record.
UAUACAUCCGGAACGUCGCUGUUUACUAGUGUAGUUUGUCUGUGUUCGGUUGUUGGUGUCGUUUCGGUGCCGUCUGGGUGUCCGGCAGCAGCAGCAUGUCUCAGGCUCGAGUUACGGACUUCUUCUCCCAGAAGAAGAAAGGAGUCGCUGGAGCAGCGAAGUCCGCCAAGCCGCGCACCACCAGGACCAGACCCGCUCCAAACAGAGACUCCUGUUCUUGUUCGUCCCCCGUACACGAGGAGUUUAUUCGAGUUAUCGAUGAAGCAGUGGGGGUUAAAGAUGUUGGGAGCAUUCAAGCCACUGACAAUAUCCCCUCCAGUCCCCGAACCCCGAAGCGAAGCUCGGCUGACGCGGAGUUCGACCUUGGGGCCGCGGUGUUUUCAGCCACCGCUGACCGCUGCACGGCCAAGAAGAGGCGGCCGGCGGGAGGCGUCAGAGAGGCGGACACGGCCAAGAAGUCGGCCCGAAAAAAACUAGUCCUCCCCGAGGAGAAAACUCAGGAAAAAGCUCAGGCUCUCUCUCAGGAGAACAUCUUAGCUCUGAAGCAUCGCCUUCAGAGGAUCAAGAAGCAGGCGGAGGAGAUCCCUGCUUCCUCGUCCUCCUGUCCCAACAAUGCUGUCCCGGCUGUUCGAACCCUCGCCGCUCCCUCUUCAGACAUUGCUACCCUCAGGUCCACCGUGGCACUUGCCAAAGAGCUGGCAGCUAAAGCCCAGAGGAGGAAGCAAGAGAAGGCAGUUGAUGAGAUCCAGCAGACCGAGACCCAGUCCCAGGAUGGUUCAGAGUCCGGCACCGAGCAGCCGGCCUACCUGCGAUACCACACCUUGGCCCAGGCUGUCCCCCCAGGCCUGGCGCUGCCUCAUCAUUACCGAGUUCUGGCCGAGAUGUUCAGGAGUAUGGACACGGUGGUCGCCAUGCUGUACAACCGCAGCGAGACCGCCACCUUCACCAAGAUCAAGCAGGGGGUCCAGGACAUGAUGCACAGGCGGUUUGAGGAGAGCCACGUGGGUCAGAUCAGGACGGUGUUUCCAGAGGCGUACACCUUCAGGCAGGAGAAGAACAUCCCCACGUUCAGCAGCAGCAUGACGAGGAGCAGCUUCCAGCUCACCGUGGAGCCGGUCAUCCACUCGGACCAGAAGGAAGUCCGGCCUGUCCUGUCCGCCUCUCUUCUCCUGGAAAGAAGACGCAUCUUCCACCAGAGCCUGCUUUCAAUCGUCAAACAGCACCAUAAGGUCUUUCUGUCCUCGCUGGUUCCUCCCAUGAACGUCCCAGAAGACAAACUGACCCGCUGGCACCCUCGCUUCAACGUGGACACCGUCCCGACCCUCCAGGUCGGCCCACUGCCUCAGAUUCCUCAGACGGGGAAGCUGGUUACAGCCCAGGAGGUUCUAGACCAGGCCCGUUCACUCAUCACACCCAAGAUGGAGAAGGCUCUGCUGUCCCUGACGCCACAGACCGGAGACCAAUGUCCAGAGUCCACAUGUCCUCCGACAUCAGCAGGUCCUGCAGCUCAGCUCCCGUCCUCCCUGAAGGGGGUGUCCCAGUCUCUGCUGGACAGGAUCCGGGCCAAAGAGGCUCAAAACCUGCAGGCGGCCAUGACCCGAAACCCGGCCCAGGAGGAGCGCCUGCUGAUGAUGUCGCGGCUGGGAGAGCUGGCCAGGAUCCUCCGUAACGUGUUUGUGGCAGAGAAGAAAGCAGCUCUGAUCAUGGAGGUGGCUUGCAGCAGGAUGGUGGCGAGCUACAGAUCUGCUCUCAGCACAGGUGAAAUGGAAAAACAUGUCCGUCUUCUGGCUGAGGUGGCUGCUGAUUGGCUGACUAUUCAUCCAAUCAGGAAGGACUUGUACCUGAAGCUGAACAAGAACAUGGAGCUGAGCGUGGUCCUGGAGAAGCUGAGCAACAGACUCCUAGAGGAGGAGAAGCUUUGACUCUUGAACACUUUUCUGGGAUUAUUCCUGUGUGGAUACCUCCAGGAUUCUGGUUUUUCCACAGUCAGUGCUGGUCCUGGACCUGGUCCCGGUCCUGCUCUGAACUCUUUGAACUCUUUUGUUCUUUAUUUUUUUAUGGAAGAAGUUGGCAUUCUGUCUUUGUUCUUUGGGAUGGACUUUUCCAUGAAAUCUCUAUGAAUGUUUACAUUUUAAAGAUCGUUGUUCAUGUUGCAGAAAUACAGUUUUUUACCAGAA